This is a messenger RNA of Lycium barbarum (goji berry), 678 nucleotides long. RefSeq names its product CDGSH iron-sulfur domain-containing protein NEET-like. Lineage: Eukaryota; Viridiplantae; Streptophyta; Magnoliopsida; Solanales; Solanaceae. Gene Ontology annotation, molecular function: 2 iron, 2 sulfur cluster binding. The transcript has 3 exons. The record is from RefSeq and is a predicted model, not a curated record. Gene Ontology annotation, cellular component: mitochondrial outer membrane; intracellular membrane-bounded organelle. The coding region runs from base 75 to 362 and encodes 95 amino acids. Gene Ontology annotation, biological process: regulation of autophagy.
UUUACACUUCACAUUGCAAUCAAGUCAUAAGUUAAUUGGGCUCCCAAAUAACAGAAAGAAAAAAAAAAUUAUGAAUGGCGUCAAUUACUACUAGCAGAAUUGAAGGUGGGUUCGCAUUAGCUUCAUUGACGGUGAGGCCCAGGCGUAUGAUGGUGGUUCGUGCUGAAACUGUAAACCCAAAUAUUAAGAAGGACAAACCAAAAUUGGUGCACUCUAUUGAUGUCACUGAUCUCUCUAAGCCUCAAACUGCUUACUGCAGGUGUUGGAGGGCUAAGACUUUUCCUCGAUGUGAUGGAAGCCACGUAAAGCACAAUGAGGAAACUGGAGAUAAUGUUGGACCCCUGCUCAUGAAGAAGCAGUAAGCCAGUAAGGGCUCGUUUGACCUGCACUAGCUAUAUUCUUUUAUGAAUUUAGAGCACCAAGUCGGAUCUACUACUCUGACCCGUGGCUGAUCGACUCUUCAGCUUCAACUCGAGUUUCCAGGGUGAGCAUGGCAUCCGCUGACCUUGAAGACUUUCCUAUUAUAUGUCUUGAUUUUAUUCUAGAGGCAUAGAUAUUAUGUAUUAGUACUUCCAGAUUGUAUUAUUCUCCAUAUACGCUCUUGUAUUAUUCAGACUAGACCCUAGGGCUAUUCACUGUCUUCCGCACUUUGACUACUGCCUAUCUAUGUAUAUCUUG